Molecule: messenger RNA, 3764 nt
Organism: Anarrhichthys ocellatus (wolf-eel)
Lineage: Eukaryota; Metazoa; Chordata; Actinopteri; Perciformes; Anarhichadidae
Gene: dnajb5
Product: DnaJ heat shock protein family (Hsp40) member B5
Exons: 4
Coding region: 880-1980 (366 amino acids)
Cellular component (GO): cytosol
Molecular function (GO): protein-folding chaperone binding
Source: RefSeq, a predicted model, not a curated record
UCUGAUCUGAUCUGAUCUGGCCAGAGGACAAUAUCAAAGCAAUGCCACUGCUCUGUUUCCACAUAAUAUGUAAUAUACAUAAAUAUAACUUCACCUUAAAUGUAACUCGGUGUGAGUGCUGAGUGUGUUUGUGAGCAGACCUUGAACAAAGAGCCCUGCUGGUUGAGAGGGCUGGCUGUGCCCUCCAGACUGCAAACGGAUAUUUUAGACACAGACAGGACCACUAUCGAUCGGACGAAAAGCAGCGGGCUCGGUAAGGCAACUAAUCUGUUGUUUUUAUGCAUUUUAAAGCGAAAUCUGGCUAAAUCAGAUCCGAUUUUACACCGCAGGGAUCGGACCGGUAAAAAAAACAGGACCAUGGAAGGGGAGUUGACCAAUUUACCAACCACGAUUAGGAAAUAUAGUUGUUUGUAAACUCGCGUUGCAGCCUCGUUUAAUAAGUUGAGUAUGAUUUUUUUUAAAUGAUGGGUAUAUUCAUGACGAGAUCACAAGGUGAUGAACUUUGCCCUGUUUUCUCUGUGAAUCCCGGGAGCAGUGAGUUCUUCGAUCAGCUGAUGGAUGCACUGUUAGUUUGUGGCAGGCUGCACGGGCAGUUGUCCGAGGUUUUCCAGUGAGACGUCAGGUGCGCCUCCGUGUUCGGUCACCGGUUAUUUCAGAGCCUGUGAUCCUCCUGACGUCAAUUUAUAAGGACCCAGCGGUGCCGGGGCGGCAGACAGAUAAGCAGACCGGAGGAAACCGGGACAGAAAGCCGGACACAUGUUGGUGUCGAUAUUCUUCAGAUAUUGCUGAGCAUUCUGUGACUGACCACGGCCUGAGCUGAAGAGGGGCAGGGGGGGGAGGGGGGGUCCCAAUCCUGAAAGUGUAUGCGUGUGUGCAGCUAUGGGGAAGGACUACUACAAGACCCUGGGCAUCCCCAAGGGCUCUAACGAGGAGGAGAUCAAGAAGGCCUACCGGCGCAUGGCGCUGCGCUUCCACCCUGACAAGAACAAGGAGGCCAACGCCGAGGAGAAGUUCAAGGAGAUUGCAGAGGCCUAUGAGGUACUCAGUGACCCCAAGAAGAGGGUCGUCUACGAUCAGCUAGGAGAGGAAGGUUUGAGGACAGGAGGCAGCAGCUCUUCAGGUGCUCAUGGCGGCUCAACGUACCACUACACCUUCCACGGAGACCCCCAUGCCACUUUUGCCUCCUUCUUUGGAGGCUCUAACCCUUUCGACAUGUUUUUUGGCUCCAACCGCAGCCACGGCCGCUCUAACGGUUUCUCCUUCCACAACGACCACGAUGCGGAGCAGGACAUGGACGUGGAUGAGGAUGAUCCCUUCGCUCAUAUCGGGAGACAGUUCGGCUUUCCAGGGGGCGUGACCAACGGCUUCCCAGGGGAGGGCCGCAGGAGGAGGGGGGUGCCGUCAGAGCGCCUGGGGACAGGGCGAAAGCACCAGGACUCUCCGGUGGUCCACGAGCUGAAGGUCUCUCUGGAAGAGAUCUUCCAUGGCUGCACCAAGCGCAUGAAGAUCACCCGCCGCAGGCUGAACCCAGAUGGUCGCAGCAUGAGGACAGAGGACAAGAUCCUUAACAUUAUCAUCAAGAAGGGAUGGAAGGAGGGGACCAAGAUCACCUUCCCAAAGGAGGGGGACGAGACCCCUGAGAACAUUCCUGCCGACAUAGCCUUUGUGCUGAAAGACAAAGGGCACGUCCACUUCAAGAGAGACGGCUCCAAUAUCAUUUUUAACUGCAAGAUCAGUCUAAAAGAGGCGUUGUGUGGCUGCACAGUUAGCAUUCCCACGCUGGAAAACCGCAUCAUCUCGCUCCCCUGUCACGACAUCAUCAAGCCAGGGACGGUGAAGCGAUUCAGAGGGGAAGGCCUGCCUUUCCCCAAGAACCCAUCACAGCGCGGCGACCUCAUUGUGGAGUUUUCUGUUCGUUUUCCCGACAGGAUUCCCCCUCAGUCCAGAGAGAUUAUCCGACAACACCUCCCCCAGUCAUAGGAAGACUCACCUUCAACCCCUCCACCAACAAACACUCCAGACUAAAUGGCCCAAACCCAGAAAACCAGCCCUUGAUACUCCAAUUUUGACCCUCAUUGUAGUUUUCCCUUCCCAACUUGCAGUCCCCAUGUCUUGAGUUAAUGCACGCAGCACUGAGCAGACGCUGUUGUUUGUAGGAACUUCACAGUGGGAGGAUGAAGGAAGAAUGCCUAGACGAAUGGCAGUUUCAAGAUGUGAUUAUUUGUGUUUGUUUUGGCACAAGCACACACACACACACACACACACACACACACACACACACACACACUGCAGUGGAGCGGUGCUGAGGAUGGGCUCCCCACAAUAAUGGCUUUUACCAGUCUUUUCUUAACUCUGUUUUUUACGGAUUUAUCAGUGAUUUUAUAUGCUGUCCAACUCUUUGAUCCUCGUCUUUUUAUAAUAGGAUGAAGUGUGAGAUAUUUUUUUUAAAAGAAACAUUUUUUCCAGGAUUUUCUGUUACAGAGGAAGUCUCAAAUGGGUUACUUGUUACUUUACUUAUACCGUGAGUCUACCAGCAGCUUCAGUGUGUUCGGUGCAAACCCCGGUUUUAACACAACUCCCCCCACCACCUGCUUUUCUCAUGUUUUCAGUGUGAUAAAGCAUCCGGCUUGAAGUGUGUAGGCCAUUUAGUAAGACCUAUCUCCGCUAAAAUCAAUUGUAUUCUGAUGCGAUCAACUCCACAGCGCACUUAGAGUCCCACGUAUGUUAACGCAUCUCAGCUGCAUUUGAAAAUCUAGGAAUGACAAUCACGUACAAUAACAGCAGUGUAAGCUUGGACAAUACAAUCUGCACAUGAUAUGGGUGCGUUCCCUUCUGACCUGAAUAGCCUGGCUCGCUAUCUGAGGGACAUUUAGGUGCCUUAGCCUGGUGAGAUACCACAUACUAUGUGAACACACACACACACACACACAAGUCACACUGUAACAACACGACCAGCCAUGUUAAGUGCACAACAGAUGAUGCCCUAUGCCGUGUUAGACAUUUCGAGUUGGUGAUCUUGGAAUAACAGUAAGUAAGCAAUGUAAUGUCAAUGACCAUUGUGAACUGUAUGUGAGCAAGGACAUUUUUAGGGAGAGAUUUGAUACCAAACGAGUACUGACAAAUAGUGGAGAUUUCUCUGGGAAACCCAUCUUUGUUGUUUAUAUUCUGCUCUCUCUUGUGCCAUUUGAAGGCCAUGUCUCGGUGCUACUGUGGGCAGUGCUAAAGAUAGACCCCCCCUUGGUGUCUACUUUUCGGUUUUAUGGUUUCAGUUUGUGAUUUUAUAACUGCUUCUCAACAUGUGUACAUUCAACAUCUGUUUUUUCAAGUAGAAAACACUGUUUAGGAAACAAUGUUUUGUAAUAUUGCAGCAGCAAUUCUCUGUCUCAGCUGCAGGGGGCUCUUCAGCUCUUCCUACUGUAGUUUAUAGCUAUGAUAAGGUGUAUGUGUGAGUAUGGUUUAUGCAGACAGCACUAGGAGGUCGUAUACAUCACGUGUAUGGGAAAAUGUUUGAAUGCAACUUGUUGAUAAAUGCACUUUUAUGUCUAGAAAGAUACUGACUGAACUAUGAGAUGACGGGGGAGACUUGAAUGGCUUGUCUGAGUGUGUGAGCCUCCUGCCUCUCGGAGCCUGCGGGGACGCUGGAUUGUGGCUGCAAGCAGAAUGCACAAGUGCUGCUGCGGAGAGACUGUCACUGCUUAUGUGCAUUUGACAAUAUUUAUGAUCUUUUCAAAAUGGCAACAAAUAAACCAAAUGUGUGAACCUAA